Torulaspora globosa is the source of this 4386-nucleotide messenger RNA. It is a transcript of the gene CHD1, whose product is annotated as chromatin-remodeling ATPase CHD1. The coding region runs from base 1 to 4386 and encodes 1461 amino acids. Gene Ontology annotation, cellular component: nucleus; chromatin. The transcript has a single exon. Gene Ontology annotation, biological process: nucleosome organization; regulation of transcription by RNA polymerase II. The record is from RefSeq and is a predicted model, not a curated record. Lineage: Eukaryota; Fungi; Ascomycota; Saccharomycetes; Saccharomycetales; Saccharomycetaceae. Gene Ontology annotation, molecular function: histone binding; chromatin binding; ATP binding.
AUGACCUCUUCCAAGGCGUUUUCCGACGAAGUUAUGGAAAACCCUGAAUUAUAUGGGCUUAGGCGUUCACAUAGAUCAACUGCGCAGAACCAAGCGAGCUAUUAUUCCAAUGACUCAGAUUCAGAUGAGGACGUUGUGAGCUCAAGUAGAAGGAGGAGGAAAGCAUACGACGAGGAUGCUGAAAUAGACGAAAUAGAAGAAGAUGAGGAUGAGGAUGAGUUUACCGCCGAUGAAGGAGAUAGCGACUUCCAUGGUUCUCCGGUCAAGGGUAAAGUCGCAAGAGAUAGGAAACGGCUGCCAUUCGUAAAGAAGACGAAGCAAAAGGAGGAAAAGAUACCCACGCGGUUUUCUUCUCGUAACAACAAGAAUAUCAACUAUAACGUGGAUUACUCAGAUGAUGAUCUUCUGGAGUCGCCGGCUGAAGAUGAGGAAGACUUGGAAUCAGGAGCUGAAGAUGCAGAGGAAUACGAGUACGAAUACUCUGCCACACCGCAACCAGAGGAGGAUCAUGGGGUAGAUUUUGUAGUUACGCAUAGGCUCAAAGAAGGCACGAACGAGGCAGUACUGAAAAGCGUUCCGUCACUUGAUGACUGUAGGGAGAAAUUCGAGUUUUUAAUCAAGUGGAGUGAUCAAUCUCAUCUGCAUAACACUUGGGAAUCGUACGAGUCGCUCAGCAAUGUUCGGGGGACCAAAAGGGUUGAUAACUAUUGCAAGCAAUUUAUCAUCGAGGACUUGCAAAUACGGUUGGAUCCUUAUGUAACAGCAGAGGAUCUUGAGGUUAUGGACAUGGAUCGCGAAAGAAAGCUAGACGAGUUUAAGGAAUUUCAGCAGCCGGAGAGAAUUAUAGAUAGUUCACGGGUGACGCUGGAGGAUGGCUCUUCGCAAUUACAGUACUUGGUCAAAUGGAGGCGGCUGAACUACGAUGAAGCCACCUGGGAGAAAGCAACCGAGAUCGCUGAGCUGGCGCCGGAGCAGGUUAAACAUUACCAAGGUAGGGCAAACUCAAAGAUAUUGCCUCAGUACUCUAGCAGUUAUACUUCCCAAAGGCCUAGAUUUGAGAAGCUGAGUACGCAACCACCAUUUAUCAAGGGCGGAGAACUAAGAGAUUUUCAAUUGACUGGUAUCAAUUGGAUGGCUUUCUUGUGGUCUAAGAACGAUAACGGAAUUCUAGCAGAUGAAAUGGGCCUAGGAAAAACAGUUCAAACUGUUGCAUUCAUAAGUUGGCUGGUAUACGCACGUCGGCAAAAUGGCCCGCAUCUCAUAGUCGUACCAUUAUCAACAAUGCCUGCUUGGCAAGAAACUUUCGAAAAAUGGGCACCAGAUCUCGAUUGUAUUUGCUACAUGGGAAAUCAGAAGUCAAGGGAAACUAUCAGAGAAUAUGAGUUUUAUACCAAUCCCCAGGCUAAGGGAAAGAAGAAUACUAAGUUUAACGUUUUGAUGACCACUUAUGAGUAUAUUUUGAAAGAUCGCAGUGAGUUAAGCAGCAUUAAGUGGCAGUUUUUGGCUGUCGACGAGGCUCACAGGUUGAAGAACGCUGAAUCUUCUCUUUAUGAGUCUCUAAACAGCCUGAAAGUGUCGAAUAGACUCUUGAUUACAGGUACACCUCUUCAAAACAAUAUCAAGGAAUUAGCAGCUCUGGUCAAUUUCUUAAUGCCUGGUAGGUUCACCAUUGAUCAAGAAAUUGAUUUUGAGAAUCAGGAUGAUGAGCAAGAAGAAUAUAUUCGUAAUCUCCAUGAGAGAUUGCAGCCAUUCAUUUUAAGACGACUUAAGAAAGACGUGGAGACAUCGCUGCCCGGUAAAACCGAAAGAAUAUUACGUGUCGAACUUUCAGACGUGCAGACGGAGUACUAUAAAAACAUCUUAACCAAAAACUACAGCGCCUUAGCUGCAGGAGCCAAAGGUGGUCACUUUUCUUUACUGAAUGUUAUGAGUGAGCUGAAGAAAGCUUCUAACCACCCAUACCUAUUCGACAACGCUGAGGAGAGGGUCUUGGAGAAGUUUGGUGAUGGAAGCAGGUCUCGCGGGAAUAUAUUGAGAGGUUUAAUAAUGUCUUCAGGUAAGAUGGUUUUACUCGACCAGCUACUUACAAGGUUAAAAAAAGAUGGCCACCGUGUAUUAAUUUUCUCACAGAUGGUGCGAAUCCUGGAUAUUUUGGGUGACUACCUGCAAAUAAAAGGUCUUAAUUUUCAACGGUUGGAUGGUACUGUCCCCUCUACACAAAGAAGAAUUUCCAUUGAUCAUUUCAAUGCGCCAGAUUCAAAUGAUUUCGUGUUUUUGCUAUCGACCAGAGCAGGUGGUCUGGGUAUUAAUCUUAUGACGGCUGACACAGUUAUCAUCUUCGACUCUGAUUGGAAUCCACAAGCAGAUCUACAGGCUAUGGCCAGAGCCCAUCGUAUUGGUCAAAAAAACCAUGUGAUGGUCUAUCGAUUAGUCUCCAAGGAUACAGUUGAGGAAGAAGUGCUAGAGAGAGCCCGUAAAAAGAUGAUUCUUGAAUACGCCAUCAUAUCUCUAGGUGUUACAGACGGUAAGAAAUAUACAAAGAAGAAUGAACCUUCGGCUGGUGAGCUCUCAGAAAUUCUUAAGUUUGGUGCUGGGAAUAUGUUUGCUGCUCGUGACAACCAGAAAAAGCUUGAGGACUUGAACUUAGAUGACGUGCUAAACCAUGCGGAAGAUCAUAUAACUACACCAGAGCUUGGAAAGUCUCACCUCGGUGGUGAAGAGUUCCUCAAGCAAUUCGAAGUUACCGAUUACAAGGCUGAUGUGGACUGGGAUGAUAUUAUACCGGAAGAAGAACUGAAGAAGCUACAAGAUGAAGACCAAAAGAGGAAGGAUGAGGAGUAUGUCCAAGAGCAAUUGCAGUUGAUGAACAGGCGAAGCAAUGCUCUGAAAAAAAUCAAAGACAGCGUGAAUGGCGAUGGAGAAAGUCGAUAUUCAGACGACGAUGAGGAUACGAAAUCCUCUCGGAAGCGCGCGAAGGCAAACAAUUUGGAUCUGAUUGACGAGCGGGAAAUUCGGGCCUUAUACAAGGCCAUUCUGAAGUAUGGUGUUCUGACUGAUCAAUUUGAGACCAUGAUUGCCGACGGCUCCUUACCAUUGAAAUCCAUCGAGAGAUAUGAAGAGGUUUAUGCAGAUCUAAUAGCCAGUGCUAAGGAACACUUACAGAAGGAAGAAACCAAGAGGAAUCAAAUCUUCGAGUCAUUGGAGAAAGAAGCUCAGGCUUACAAAGCCAAGCUGAAAAACGGAUCAAUCAAAGCCAACGAUCAGCCCAAAGAAAACCCAUUGACAAAGCUGGCGGCGAAGAGAAAGGAGAAGCGAGCCGUUCUUUUCGAGUACGAAAAUGUGAAGAACUUGAACGCGGAAUCGCUACUUAACAGAAUUGAGGAUUUAACACUGCUGAAAACUUACAUCAACGAGAAUUUCAAAGAUGAUCCAUCCAAGUUCCAGUUCAACAGGCCGCUAAAAGCCGUGCAAAAUUGGAACUGCGACUGGACUAAGGACAACGACGACAAGCUGAUGGUAGGGAUCUACAAGUACGGAUACGGUUCUUGGGCACAGAUAAGAGAUGAUCCAUUCCUCGGGUUGACAAAUAAGAUAUUCCUCAAUGAGCCUCAGGCGGUGAGUUCCAAUAAGGGCAAAAAAGCAGAGGAAUCUCCUGCAGGAGAAAAUGUAUCAGAGAAACGUGGCAAAGGAAUCGCAGGAUCGUCAAAGAAAGUACCCGGUGCCAUUCACCUUGGGCGGAGAGUCGACUAUCUAAUCUCUGUCUUAAGAGAAGAAAUCAACGGCUCAACACCAGCAGCACACAGCCCCAGCGGAGCCAACACCCCAACGGUUGAUUCUAGCUCUGAAAGACUGCCUACAGGACCUGCCAAGAAAAAACAAAGAAAGAACCCUGCCACGACCAGCAAGGCCGGAUCUCCAGAUCCGACCAAGUCGGAGACGAGCUCCAGCACAUCUGCGAGACGAAUGAAACCGCUCCCCAAGGGUCCUGCAGCCAUGACCAAUGGCAGACCACCGCCACAAGCCUCGAAACCACCUCACAUCGCAAGGCCUCCGUCCAGUCCGACCUCCAACAAGCAUGAAAAGGAGUACGACAGCAUGGACGACGAAGAGUGCAUGCACAGCAUGGGUGACAUGCGCGCCUCGCUGAAGAGACUCAGGCGCGGAGGCAAGGGUCUGGACCGUAAGGAGUGGGCUCGUAUACUGAAGACUGAGCUCACUGCCAUCGGCGACCACAUCGAGAAGCAAAAGAGCUCCUCCCGCAAGACAGACGCUGCAAAGUUCAAGAAACAUCUAUGGUCAUACACCGCGAAUUUUUGGCCUGCUCAGGUCAAGAGUGCAAAACUCAUGGCAAUGUACGACAAGAUUACGGGCUCAAUCAACACAUAA